AGUUCCACCGCAGUUAGAGUUCCGGGUGGUUCCUGUGAGGCGGAGCUCGGCAGUUCCGUCUACUUCAGCCGCAGCGUCUCCCUGCCUGUCUCGUUGCAUUCUCCAGAGAGGGGACGGACCUCCACUUCCUCUUUCAGAAAAAUGUCUGCUCCAGCUCAGCCACCCGCUGAAGGGACCGAAGGGGCUGCCCCAGGUGGGGGUCCUCCUGGUCCUCCUCCCAAUACGACCAGUAACAGACGAUUACAGCAAACCCAAGCACAAGUGGAGGAGGUGGUGGACAUCAUGCGUGUGAAUGUGGACAAGGUCCUGGAGAGGGACCAGAAGUUGUCAGAGCUGGAUGACCGAGCUGACGCCUUGCAGGCUGGAGCCUCAGUAUUCGAGAGCAGUGCUGCCAAGCUAAAAAGGAAGUAUUGGUGGAAAAACUGCAAGAUGAUGAUCAUGCUGGGAGCUAUCUGUGCCAUCAUCGUGGUAGUAAUUAUAAGUAAGUAUUGCUGAGGUCGCUGAUGGGGUGAAGAGGUGGGAAGGCCCUGGAGUCUUCUCCCAGCCCUGCCUGCCUGCCUGCUGCCUGGGGAGUGGGGCUGCUCUGCAGAGGUACGGAGACAGCUGCUGGGGGACUGUCGCCUGGUUUGGGUGGGAGGAAGGGCAAAAACAAGGACUUCCCUUGAUGGACAAGCCUCCCCCUGCAAAGAAUUGUGGGGAGACUGCCCCUUCUGCUGAGGAAGGUGGGGUGGUGCUGUUUGUCACUGGCUUAGGUCCAAGGGAGACCUUGGGGCUGGGGUGCCUGUUACUGAGAGACCUGAAUGUCUAGUGAUGUGCCGUAACCUGCCCUCUUGUUUUCUCCUGUCUCUCUUUUUCUUCUCCGUCUGGGACUUCCUGAUUCCUGUGUCCAGUCUACUUUUUUACUUGAGAAUGUGCCAUCCCUUCCCUGUUCUCCAUUGCCAUCCGAGCUCAUGUCUCUUCCCCUCUGUUUGCUCUCUCAACAAACUCCUCCAUCUUCCGUUCUCCAUCCUGGCCCAGGCUUCUCCAUGAUCCUUCCUUUUUUGUUGCAUUCAUUUGCACUCUUCCUCAAAACUCGAAAUGCUGCUCGUGGCACAGUCCUGAAGUCACUACCCGGAGAGAACAGCUGGCAUCUCCUUACCCAUUUAUCACGUACUCUGGAGCUUAAAAGAGUUGUAGCCAAGGGAAGGAGGGGACAGGAAUGGCAGAGGUGAAGUGUCUGAGAGUUAGCAUGGCUGAGGGGAGGAGAAGAAGGGUAUUUGUGUCCAUGGUGUCUCUGAGAAAGGCUGGCCUUUGUCAGGAGGGGAGCAAGAAUAGUUGGGAAGUGCUAGCUUGCUGCUAGUGUAUACGUAUACGUAUACGUAUAUGUAUUAGUUGGGAACUACUACUUGCUGUCCUCAUUUGGAACUUUCCUCCCAUACCAGGCCUGUCUUGGGCCCCAGAGGUCUGUUUAAAGACCAACUUUGAAUCCCUUUUAGAAAAAGUCAAACUUGCAUUUUGUAGCUACUAUUUAUCUGUGAGUACAAGAUUUUCUCUGUCUUUGGGGAACUUUGCAGCCUUUCGCUUCGUUCUCUGCAGGCCUAGAAAAGAUGUACUUUCUGGUUUUAAAAACAGCAUGACACUCUUACCUUCUCCUAGAAGCUGCCCCACAUGCUUCUGACUAGAAGCUAACUCUUCAUGUUGUCUGAAGCAUUUGAUAUUGUUCAUGAAGGCACCAAAUAAUUUCAGUGAAUCAGGGGCUUUGAAAAUAACAAGCUUUCAGGAACAUGCUUCUUGCCAUGUCACUAAUGAAAGUCCUGUAGCUCCCUUGUUGUUGAUUAUGAGAAAUGAGAGUUACAUGGUAAGACUCCCAGGCUCUCAUAGAACGUUUUCCUCCACACUACCCUGUGUGUAAGACAGGGAUGAGGCAGAAAGGCCUUUCCAGAUUUAGAGAAGUCCACAGACCCCACAGUUCAGUCUUGGAUAGGAGGGUCCAGGCUGUGUUGGUGUGCUGUGCUGUGCUGCUGUGUGGCAUGGGGCCUCGCAUCCGCAGCUGCCUGCCACUCUUGUUAGCUGUCUCUCUGUAGCCACCAUGCCCACCCAUUCUGCAUCGCCUCCUUCCUUCCGCUCCUGCAUGCUCUGUGUUGGAAGCGAGGAUAGGAGCUGCUCAGUCCGUCUCGGGAGCUCCUGCUGAGCCUCAGGAUAGUGCUGCAUGGGGUAGAGCCAGGUGCUAGAGGAAGAGGAGGGGAACGUUCUUAAACCUUCAUUUCUUCUGUCCCCUGGUCCACGAGCAGGAGGAAACGGGCCAUGCUAGGCUGGGUGCCCACGGAGGAGGCGGGGCCAUGCUAGGCUGGAUGCCCACGGAGGAGGCGGGGCCAUGCUAGGCUGGGUGCCCACGGAGGAGGCGGGGCCAUGCUAGGCUGGGUGCCCACGGAGGAGGCGGGGCCAUGCUAGGCUGGGUGCCCACGGAGGAGGUGGGGCCAUGCUAGGUUGGGUGCCCACUGCCCACGCAGCAGCAUUUCAUUGUGCAGAGCCAUCCUUCCCUUCCCUUUGCCCAUUUCCCAUGUUCCCUUCGUGCUGCCUCAGGGCAGGACUGAAGAGCUGGAAGAAAGCAGUCAGUGUACCCUCCCAACGUCCCCGAAGGUCUCCACUGUCCUCUGGGCGGCCCUUUGCCUAGUGCAGGGGGGUCACCGCUGGAGAAGAACCAACACUGUCCUCGGUGUGUCCCAAGCCUGGAGCGUAUUUACCCUGUUGGCCCACCCAGCCCCAGCACGGGCAUGAUUGCCUGGGUUUCUGUCCCUCUAAGGCUUACCAGGUGUAGUUGGCUUCGUUCUGCUGGGGGUGUUAGUCCUUCUACUUUCUUUCUCACCUCACCCCGGAGCCCCUUCUGUGUCUCUGCGGUCUUCUUUCCUUCCCACCCAUGUGCAUGAGCAAGUAUGCAGCUAACCCUGCGACUCUGCACUCAGUUGAAGCCAAGCUUCCCACAUCUCUUUCUUGUUUGCCAUGAGAUGAUGUGGGGUUUCCAUCGUGUCUGUCAUUACCUGUCUCUUUCCUAACCCAGUCUCACAGUUCAUGUACAGUAGUAAGAGUUGAACUUCCACCAAAGGCAUGUGACAUAUUUACCAAUCUCAUGUAUUCUCAACAGAGGCGAAAAAAUACAAAUUCCUACCACAACAUCGACUUGGUUGUUGUUGUUUGGGCUGUGCUGGGACGGGGAGAAGGUGUUGUCCUGUGUUGGCUCUAGGCCAGAAGGGCUGAUGUGUGUAUUCUUUGGUCUUCCUGGAGAUUAAAGUCUCUG
This is a messenger RNA of Arvicanthis niloticus (Nile rat), 3274 nucleotides long. RefSeq names its product vesicle associated membrane protein 1 (gene Vamp1). Lineage: Eukaryota; Metazoa; Chordata; Mammalia; Rodentia; Muridae. The record is from RefSeq and is a predicted model, not a curated record. Gene Ontology annotation, biological process: vesicle-mediated transport. Gene Ontology annotation, cellular component: membrane.